Molecule: messenger RNA, 4329 nt
Organism: Oncorhynchus kisutch (coho salmon)
Lineage: Eukaryota; Metazoa; Chordata; Actinopteri; Salmoniformes; Salmonidae
Product: MICAL-like protein 1
Exons: 13
Coding region: 3329-3883 (184 amino acids)
Source: RefSeq, a predicted model, not a curated record
UCUCCCGGUUUUCUCUACCCUCUAGCGGCACAACGGUGUACUGCUGUACAUGUGUGUAGACAUUGCAGUUACGGUGUAGUACAGUAACGGGUUUGUUUUGGUGUUUAUUCUGUGUGAUCAACUCUUCGGGAUAGUACAUUAUCUCGGAAAGCCACGAUCGCUAAACAACGUAACACAUUUAUUAAAAUGUAACCCAAAAGUGAUUCGAACGAAAAAAAUACUUGAGUGAAGAGAUUAAUUGUUGUAUCAACAUUUUACAGCGAAAGUGGAGGUUGCUCGCUAUUUUCUACUUCAAGGAUCUACUUCGCUGAGAUUAGAGACUUUUGGGGAACAACACAUUGGAAGCAAGUUACAGUGACGUCACAUAGGUUUUCUCAGUAAAAACAAUGUUGAAUUUAGUUUGACUUGGUCGACAAAAUAUAACCAACAAGCUAACGUAGCUAGUGGGUGUGCUAAACAGUUUUGAAUGUCCAGGAUCUGACAGGUUGAGGUUGAAGUGGUUGUUGACUUUCUCAAUUUAACAUGGGAGAAUGAAAUUCUAUCAUGGGGACAUUGAACGCUUUACAAGAAUGGUGUGGCAUAAAAUGCGAAAAUUACCCCAAUGUGGAGAUAAGGACCAUGUCUUCUUCAUUCAGAGAUGGAUUGGCGUUUUGUGCUAUUAUCCAUAAACACCGACCUGAUUUGAUAGACUUCAACUCCCUCUCCAAAGAAUGUUUAUGAAAACAACCAUCUGGCAUUUGAGGUCGCACAGUCAAAGCUGGGCAUCCCUGCAUUGCUGGAUGCUAAGGACAUGGUGUCCACAGAGGUGCCAGACCGGCUAAGUGUCAUCACUUACCUCUCCCAUUACCACCACUGCUUCAACAAGAAGUCUCAUGCCGGUCCAGCCAGUUUGAAGACGCCAUAUGUCGCAGAGUGCUCCAGUCACUCCCAGACACAACCUGACUCUCUUGGAGGUCUGCAGCCUGCCAAGUCAAGGACAGAGGAGCCAUCCAACAGUGGCAGGCCAUGCAGCGUUUGUGCCUCCUGCAUGAAGCACGUUCACCUGGUGCAGAGACAUCUCACUGAGGGGAAACUCUACCACCGCAGCUGCUUCAGAUGCAGUGUGUGCAGCAGCACUCUCUUACCAGGGUCUUACAAAGAGGGGAGUGCAGUUGGCUCCUUGGUCUGCACCCACCACUUGACAGCCAGUCAAAAUGCCCUCCCCGAAUACAGUAAACAAACUGGAUCAUUAGAGAAUCUGCCCAAAUUAGAUGAGCAGGAGGUGACACUAUCUCAAGGUGGAUUUACAGACAACCCCUGAUCUCUCUGAUUUUAUUAGAAAAACAGACUCAGGUGAGACAGUUAUUUCUGGAAGAGGAGAGACAGAGACAGAGGGAGGUGAGAGAAAGACAAGGCAUGACACACUUAAGAAGCCAAGGCCACCCUGUCCUCCAAAGCCCACUGUAGAAGAGGGAAAGCUUGAAGAAGCAGGGACACGGCCCAUUCAGACAACAGAAACUGUCACUGUAACACCAGACAGCGGUUCGGCUUCUGCAAGCCCUGGACGGCCAGUUCCUGCACCCAGGCGGGUGUUAGACUCUACCCCUCCUCGUCCUGCACCCAGAACCCGUCCACCUAAAGCCAUGGACAGCCCCCUUGUUUCUGGUUACACAGUUGAUAAUAAAACUUUACCCAAUCCUUCUCGGAGGUUUGGCCAACCCAGUGGGCCCUGUAAACCCAAAGACCCACCGUGGCUGGAGCUUGUCCUGCCAGGGCCCUGGCCAAAGCUGCCCCCUGCCCCGCCCCCUAGUAUGCCCAAGCCCCCACGCUCAGGCUCUAUAACCUCCCUCAGAGGCAGUUGGUACAGAGCGAGAGAACCCCCUCCCAACCCCUUUGGGGAGUUUGAGGAUGAGGAGGCUGAUGAUGAUUACACUGGGGAAGAGAACACAAUGAGUGGUGCUGAAGGCCAAGCACAGCCCUCAAUGGUAACCAGCCAGACAUGGUGUGGUACCAGUCAGUUAGCUAAAGUAGCCAGCUCACAUUGCCAAGCUCAUUUAGAGGACACAUCCAGAGAAGUUGACAAGUCUAGUAUUGCUGGAGCGGAUGACGCAGUAAAUUUCCCUGAAAUUGCUAAUGCACCAAAUGUAGAAAGUUUAGCUGAAGCAGGAUGCUCACUUGCUGUAUCUAAUUUAGCAGAAGUUCAAGCAAUUGUUCAAUUGCUAUAUCUGAGUCAGCUGAUGUUGGUGUGAUAGCUAACAUGGCUGAAGCAGCUGGCACACUUGAUGUAUGUAAUUUAGCAGAUGUUGGAGUUGGAGAAUCAACCAACUUGUCCAAAGCAGCUAGUUCACUUGGUUUGUCUAAUUUGACUGAAGCUAAAACCACAAGUUCAUCUUACUUGGCUGAGGCUGCUAGUUCCCUUGAUGUAUCUAAUCUAGCUGAAGUAGCCAGAUCACACAGUGUAUUUGGUCUAGCUGGAGCUAGUGGGUUAGGCGGUUUAGUUGGAGCAAUUAGUGCACCUAACAUAUCUAAUUUAACUGAAGAAGCUAGUUCAUAUGGUGUUUCUGAAGCUUCUGCCGGUUCACUUAGUGUGUCUAAUUUAGCUGGAGCUGAUAGCAUAUGCAGUGUAACUGGAGCACCAAGUGCUCUUGGCAAAUCAGAUGUAGCCCAGAGCCUCUCUUUGCCCAAAAGUGUGUCUGUGCCAGCAAUCUCCACUAGUUCAGCCUGUACUCGAAGCCACCCCCCACCAACCUUGUCAACCAAUGGAGCAGCAGCCAGUCCCUCCCUGCUCAGACCCCCAUCGCUCCCUAGUGUGUCUGAAGUGAGGGACUCUGGCCAGGUGCCCACCCCCUCUCACAGUAAGGUAUAAUGCUGCUCUUUAUAUCUCCACUGAUAUCUAUGUCACAGCUCAACCUGCCCAAAAUACAGGACAUAUAAGCUUGUAUUACACAACACAUAUAUGCAAAGAUAUCAGGUUAAGUGAGUUUCAGACUGAAACUAUUUUCCAACAUGUUAACAUAAAAGACAACAUGUUUUUCUAAGAUUCCUGCAUAACAACAUCGUCCCUAUACUGUAGGUUAUAGCCUACUCCAGAUAGCUGCUUGGACUGUGUGUGCUUGAAUAUUACAAUUGUGGAUUUCACAGAAAUGUCUUCAAUCUCCAAUUUAGCAGGUAUGUAAGGAGAACCCUUUUAAUCGUAAAGUCUCCCCCUCUGAGUUCCCCAAAUCCAAGCCUGCCCCUGGACAUGGCUUUCCCCUCAUCAAGAGGAAGGUGAGAGGAUAUCUCAGUGUAAUGGAAUUAACCCAUUAUCCAGUGUUUUCUCCCAAUCAGAACAGUCCCCUAGUACACAUGCAUGUCUCCUGAGGUGCAGACAGACACCUAUGUCUCAGUGGAGGAGCUGCAGGUGGAGCUGGGGGAGCUGGAGAAACGAAUGGACAGGCUGGAGCUGAGAGGGGUGGAGAUGGAGAGAAGCUUGAGAGACUGCCAGAAUGGAGAGUACCAGGAAGAGGAGGACAUGUUGGUGGACUGGUUCACUCUAAUACAUGAGAAACACAUGCUUGUGCGCAGGGACGCAGAGCUGGUAUACAUGGCCAAGCAACAGAAUUUAGAGGAGAGACAGGCAGACGUGGAAUAUGAACUGAGAUGUCUCCUCAACAAAGUGGAGUGUGAGUGGAGUAAGGAUGACCGUUAUAGGGACCAGCAGUUGAUGGAGGAGCUUGUCACCAUCAUUGAACAGGGGAACCACAUCAUCAACAGCUUGGAUCAGGACAGGCAAAGGGAAGAAGAAGAAGAUGCUCUGUUUUCCAUGAUCAAGAAGAAAGAUUUAAAAAAAGAGUCUCGGGAAAGACCUGAAGACGUUAAGAGCAAAGUUCAAGCCCAUGAAGAUGCUGAAGAUCCUGAGUCAUAAAGACUCUAAGAGCAAAGGCUCUCUAAAGAAGAAGAACUGAGUUGGACUCGGGCUCACCCUAUAAGGAAGGAACAAAUAGGUCUAUAUUUGUUAACAAAUACACAUUGAGCCACAAUGUAAUGUCUCAUAAUUGUACAAAUAAAUUAAUGAAGAUUACGGGUAAGAGAUGAAGACUCUUGGACUGUGGAUGAGAGUGGUUAAGAAUUAAGAGAAGCCUCUGAUGCAGAGUAUAUGGAUUUUCUUCCCAAGUGAAACAAACUAUCCCCAUUAUACCUCCCCAUUACACUGCACUUUUUGCACAAGAUGUGAUUGCUCCUGCAUUCCGUAAAGCCGUAGUCAGCCUACGAUGAGUUGCAGCAUAGAAUCAUUCACUAAUGGGAUUUAUUUUUGCAGUUCAACUUUGUUAAAUUAUAUUUAAUAAAACAUUGUACUUUGUAUGAACAGAA